Molecule: messenger RNA, 3144 nt
Organism: Armigeres subalbatus
Lineage: Eukaryota; Metazoa; Arthropoda; Insecta; Diptera; Culicidae
Exons: 5
Coding region: 1-3144 (1047 amino acids)
Biological process (GO): DNA integration
Molecular function (GO): nucleic acid binding; zinc ion binding
Source: RefSeq, a predicted model, not a curated record
AUGGCUACCAACCCGUACAGUCAAGGCAUGCCACCAUUCGAUACCAGUGACACGGCUACAGUAUCAGCAAGAUGGAAAAAGUGGAAAAGAUCUUUUGAAAUAUUUCUCGAUGUAAACAACGUCGCACUUGCAUCUAGGAAGAAAUCAUACCUGCUUCACUUCGCUGGCAAUCAGGUGCAGGAUGUAUAUUUUGGUUUGCGGGGCGACGCAGAUCCUGCAGUGCCAGUUGGGUCUGAUAUCUACAAGGAGACAAUUAAAAUCUUGGAUAAUUAUUUCCUUCCCAUGAAGUGUCUUCCUCUUGAACGGCAUAAGUUUCGGAAUCUAGCACAAUCCGCCGAAGAAUCAAUCGAGAAAUUUGUGUUAAGAUUGCGCGAACAAGGAAAUCUCUGCGAAUACGAUGACCAUCUGGACGAUGAGAUCAAGGAACAAAUCUUCGAAAAGGGGAUUUCAGAUGAACUAAGGGCCAAAAUAUUAACUAAACCCAAUAUGAGUCUAGCGGAGACAGUCGAUCUUGGACGAUCGCUUGAAACCAUUGAAAAGCACAAAGCAAGCGGAGCAACAGGGGAUAGCGAAGUGAACAAAAUCACGAGUUUUACAGGAAGCAAACGAGAGUGUUAUCGUUGCGGGAGAUUCGGUCAUUACGCGAAUGACGAAGGAUGUCCUGCUAAGAAGGGAAAAUGUGACCUGUGCGGAUUAACAGGACAUUUUAAGAAACGUUGCAAGACCAAAUCUAGAGAUUCCAGAACUCAGCAGAAAGAUCAUCGACUCAGACAGGUUAACACAGAAGGAAGCGUAAUGAACUCGGACUAUUCAGAAAACAAUUGCGGUGAAAAGGUUACUUGCGCUGUGGGAGGAGUUAAAAUUGAAUGGAUAGUGGACUCAGGAGCAGGAGUCAAUGUAAUCGACCGAAAGACCUGGGACCAUCUGAAGAAAGCUUCCGUACGGGUGGACUAUCAAACACGGGAUACAAACAAAACUCUGAAAGCCUACGGAAAUCACCCUAGAAAGGUUGCCGGUAUGUUCACGUCAGAUAUCGCAACAAAAGACAAGUCAAUUACUGCAGAGGUUUAUGUCGUUGAGGGUGAGGGACAAUGCUUGUUAGGCAAACGGACAGCGAAGCAGCUAGGAAUCCUGCACAUAAAUACAUCAGUUUGGGCUUUGGAGCACGAAGCGGACAAAAUUGGAAAGGUCAUCGGAGUUGAAGCAAAAAUCGAAAUAAAUACCUCAAUCAAACCAAUGCAACAAACGCAGUGUCAUGUGCCCAUUCCUCUUCGUGAUGGGACCCAGAAGGAAAUCGAGAGACUGCUGCAGCAAGAUGUUAUCGAACCGGCACCACGUGAUUCUCCUUGGAUAUCUCGACUUGUAGUUAGGCAGAAAUCGUCAAAUCCGUUGGACGUAAGAUUGUGCGUGGACAUGAGAGCUGCCAAUCAAGCAAUCAUUCCCCAACACUAUCCUCUGCCGACCUUCGACAGUAUCAUCCCUCAGCUCAACAACUGUAAGUGGUUCUCAAAGAUUGACUUGAGCAUUAUCGAAAGAGUCCUUUGUGGUAUCCCCGGCGUGAAGCCAUUCAUCGAUGAUAUAUUAGUGUUUGCCGGCAGCAAGGAGGAGCAUGAUGAUAGGUUGGAUGUUGUUUUGGAACGCCUACGGUCAAGCGGUUUCACGAUCAACAUGAAGAAGUGUGCCUUUGCCCAAAGUCAGGUUACAUUCAUGGGCCAUGUACCGUCCGAAAAAGGAAUCAGCCCUAGUGACGAGAAGGUAGCGUCUAUCAAAAGUUUUCGUGAUCCACGUACCUGUGAGGAAGUCCGAAGUUUCUUGGCAAAGUUUGACCGUUGUACCACCUACGAUGUAAAAGGAGAAGCCAUGCUAUUAGCUAUUGCUGAAACGUCCAAACCGACCGCUAUCUUCCUGGAAGACAUAGCCAAAGCUACUACUAACGACGAAGAACUUACUGCAGUUAAGAAAGCUUUAUUGACAGGUAAAUGGGAUGAAACUACCAAGAAAUACUUACCGUUCAAAUCUGAGAUGAUGGUUGUUGCCGAAACACUCUUGCGCGGAGAACGUCUCAUUAUACCCAACGGACUUCGUAAAAAGGUCUUACAACUCGCACACAUUGACCAUCCGGGAAUCGAGCGCACUAAACAACGGCUACGAGCUAAAGUGUGGUGGCCAACGAUGGAUCGAGAAGCAGAAAGUAGUGUACGAUCUUGCCUAGAUUGCCAAGCAACCAACGUACCCGGACCACCAGAACCUAUGUCAAUUCGUGAACUUCCUACCGCACCGUGGAGCGACAUCAGCAUGGAUAUGCUGGGACCACUUCCAUCAGGUGAUUCCCUGCUAGUCAACAUUGAUAUGUACAGCCGAUAUAGAAUCAUCGAGACUAUGAAGCAAACUACCACCGCUGACAUAUUAAAUCGAUUAAGACCUACUAUACUACGAUUGGGAAUUCCAAACAGCAUAACAACCGACAAUGCACCGAAUUUCUCUAGCGGCGAGAUGAAGGAAUUUUGUGAUUACUACGGCAUCCGAGUCAAGCACACCACUCCAUACUGGCCUCAAGGAAACGGCGAAGUGGAGAGACAAAAUAGGAGCAUCCUCAAGCAACUCCGGAUUUCGGCAUUGAAACGAUCAGAUUGGAAACGUGAUUUAGAAGAGUUCAAUUACGUAUAUUCGCUCACCCCUCAUCCAGCCACGGGCCGUUCUCCUGCUGAACUAGCAUUUGGAAGAAAAUUUAAGGACUGGCUACCUGAGUUAAAACCCGAAGACACCAAUGAGAACGAAGACAUUCGGGAUAGGGAUAUCUCAUACAAAACGGCAUCCAAAGCUCAAUAUGAUCGUGUUCAUCAAGCUCGAGAAUCCGAUAUUAGGAAGGGUGAUCAAGUGCUGGUGAAAAGUUUCGUGAGGCAGAACAAACUAUCUCCUUUGUUCCACAGGGAACCCUAUACAGUGAUUGAAAGACAAGGUAAUUCGGUCAUCAUCGAGGAUUCAAAUGGAGCACAAAUAGAUCAUCAAGCACCGGCAGUUACAACAGCAGUGAAACCUUCGACGUCAUCAAGCUUGGAGAGUGCCCGACCACAGCGUCUAACACGGGUACCAUCACGUUAUAAGGACUAUCACAUGACUUCUAAUAAAAACGAAGACGAUUAG